This is a messenger RNA of Salvelinus fontinalis (brook trout), 1119 nucleotides long. RefSeq lists its product as uncharacterized. Lineage: Eukaryota; Metazoa; Chordata; Actinopteri; Salmoniformes; Salmonidae. The record is from RefSeq and is a predicted model, not a curated record. The coding region runs from base 1 to 1119 and encodes 372 amino acids. The transcript has 2 exons.
AUGAAACCUGAGAUCCACAGACCUGAGCUCCACAGACCUGAGAUCCACAGACCUGAGCUCCACAGACCUGAGAUCCACAGACCUGAGAUCCACAGACCUGAGAUCCACAGACCUGAGAUCCACAGACCUGAGCUCCACAGACCUGAGAUCCACAGUCCUGAGCUCCACAGUCCUGAGAUCCACAGUCCUGAGAUCCACAGACCUGAGAUCCACAGACCUGAGAUCCACAGACCUGAGCUCCACAGACCUGAGAUCCACAGACCUGAGAUCCACAGACCUGAGAUCCACAGACCUGAGCUCCACAGACCUGAGCUCCACAGACCUGAGAUCCACAGACCUGAGAUCCACAGACCUGAGAUCCACAGACCUGAGCUCCACAGACCUGAGCUCCACAGACCUGAGAUCCACAGACCUGAGCUCCACAGACCUGAGAUCCACAGACCUGAGAUCCACAGACCUGAGAUCCACAGACCUGAGAUCCACAGUGCUGAGCUCCACAGACCUGAGGUCCACAGACCUGAGCUCCACAGACCUGAGCUCCACAGACCUGAGCUCCACAGACCUGAGAUCCACAGACCUGAGAUCCACAGACCUGAGAUCCACAGACCUGAGCUCCACAGACCUGAGCUCCACAGACCUGAGCUCCACAGACCUGAGAUCCACAGACCUGAGAUCCACAGACCUGAGAUCCACAGACCUGAGAUCCACAGAUCUGAGCUCCACAGACCUGAGAUCCACAGACCUGAGAUCCACAGACCUGAGCUCCACAGACCUGAGCUCCACAGACCUGAGAUCCACAGACCUGAGCUCCACAGACCUGAGAUCCACAGACCUGAGAUCCACAGACCUGAGAUCCACAGUGCUGAGCUCCACAGACCUGAGCUCCACAGACCUGAGGUCCACAGACCUGAGCUCCACAGACCUGAGAUCCACAGACCUGAGCUCCACAGACCUGAGCUCCACAGACCUGAGCUCCACAGACCUGAGAUCCACAGACCUGAGAUCCACAGACCUGAGCUCCACAGACCUGAGCUCCACAGACCUGAGAUCCACACACUUAUCAAAAUUGAAUCUCAACUCUGCUUCUUGUCCCUUGAGCAAUUCCACUUGCACACCUGA